UAUGUAGGCCUCGCGAGCUACACAGUUCUCGUCUGGGACCAUCUAAUUACGCUCGAUGACGAGAUCAAAUACAUCUGGGAGCGAACGAAGAACCUGCGCACGACGAUUUAUCUAUUCUUCCUGAACCGAUACCUCACUCCCAUCGCGUUUCUCGGCAACUUGUACGCGUACCUCUCCAGCGCGUGGACACCGGAAGAUAUUUGCAGGUGCUCGCAUUUUGUACGCUACGAAGGCAGCAUGACUGUCAUCGGCAUUAAUACCUCGGCUCUAAUGAUGCUCUUCCGGAUUCACGGUCUCUACCGCCUGCAACCGGGGGCUACCGCAGCUGUAGCCCUAGUGUUCGUUGUCGAGCUUGCUACCAACGCUUGGUUGUUGACUCAUGGAAUAGCCGUUCCGCACAGUCCUGGUAUUCACGGGUGCAGCAUGAUAUUCGAUCCUAAUGUCUCCCUUCCCAGGAAAGGUGUCGCAGCCGCGGCAUCCGCUUGGUUGCCGCUGGUGUUCGAUACAACGGUUUUCGCCCUGACAUUGUGGAAGACGUACAGCGGUCUCAAGUAUCCAACAAUUAUGCGCACCACUCGCCUGUUCCUUCAGGAGGGUCUCAUGUACUACGGCGUGAUAUUCUGCGUCACUCUGGUGCUCACAAUAAUGAUCCUUACCGCUCCGGAUGGAAUCAAGAUGGUCAUCGCUCACCCGAUGACUGAACACAUGCGUCUUAGGAUGACUGUAGCAAUGAUGUCUCGAAUCACUCUUCACAUGAAGAAGGAGCAACAC
Messenger RNA from Epithele typhae, 771 nucleotides. RefSeq lists its product as uncharacterized. The transcript has 11 exons. Lineage: Eukaryota; Fungi; Basidiomycota; Agaricomycetes; Polyporales; Epitheliaceae. The record is from RefSeq and is a predicted model, not a curated record. The annotation marks the transcript as partial.